UGCCUUACUCCAUCAUCACAUCCCUGAACGUGAGCAGUGUAGCUGAGGAGCACUUCUUUAAAACCCGACACUUCUGUGGAGUUGCUUCCCCUGCGCGUCUGAGAGUCGGAGGAAGGGGAGAAGCAUUCCCCAGAAUCUCUUUUAACGAUGGAGACCCGUCUGGUUGUAUUCCCUGGCGCUCACUUUACUCUUUCUACCUGGCUAAUUCUUUCCUUCUUGUGUGUUUUUCCAAAUAUAAAGGCAGAAAUAAGUUGCGCGCCAUGUAUGUCGCCAAUGCAAAUGAAUUACGCAGGGGAUGAGCAUCUGCGUGACCCGCCUGAUUCUGGGAAAUAUCCGAGACAGGAUCAAAAGAAACCCAAGCUGAUCACAGUUCUUUACCCGAAUGUUGGAGUACCCACUGAAUUAGAGGUGGAUGGUUUUCCAGGGAUCGCGCCGAAACUGAUAAGAAACGCAGAGGGGAUACACUCACGUGCGCCUUUGGAGAACUUCACAGAGUCCGCUUUAGAUGAAGAAUUGUUUUCGGAUGAAUAUGUGAAAAGUGAAUCCGAAUUGGAAUCCGAGGACGUCGCAUUCGGGAGAGCCAAAAGAAGCGUGCCUGAGUUUCUGGAGAGCGCGCGGAGCGCUGAUGCUCGCUCGGAGGAGCAGAGAAAAUCCUCCGGUCUGCGGAUGGAUGGACAGAGUAAACGCGCCGAAGUUCGCUGGAACAAGGAUGAUGAGCAUGAUGGCAGAGAAUCGGAUUCCAGACCAGACGAACCCAAACUGACCAGCAGCACUUUUGCUCUGGCUGGAGACUCCGCACACAACCACGCAGUCGUGUACUGGACUGGAAAAAACAGCAGUGUGAUUCUGAUUCUCACCAAGCUGUAUGAUUUUCACCUUGGCAGUGUAACGGAAACCACUUUAUGGAGAUCAACCGAUUAUGGCAGCACUUAUGAGAGGCUGAAUGAUAAAGUGGGAUUCAAGACGGUUUUGAGUUACCUCUAUGUCUGCCCUACCAACAAGAGAAAGAUAAUGGUGCUGACUGACCCAGAGUUUGAAAGCAGUGUUCUCAUCAGCUCAGAUGAAGGUGCCAGUUAUCAGAAGUACCGCUUGAACUUCUUCGUCUUAAGUCUUCUUUUCCAUCACACACAAGAGGACUGGGCUUUGGCUUACAGUCACGAUCAAAAGUUGUAUAGCUCAUUUGACUUUGGCCGAAAGUGGCAGCUAGUUCACGAGCGAGUGACUCCAAACCGCUUCUACUGGUCAGUAACCAGUCUGGACAAGGAGUUAGAUCUGGUGCACAUGGAGGCCCACACUCCUGAUGGCCAUUGUCAGUAUGUGACAUGCAGAGCUCAAGCCUGCUCGGAAUCCAGUAGGACAUAUCCAUUUUCUGGUUAUAUUGAGACCAACUCACUCGUGGUUCAAGAUGAAUAUGUGUUUGUUCAGGUGACGACUACUGGCAGAGCAAGCUACUAUGUAUCCUAUCAAAGAGAACCUUUUGUACGCAUUAAAAUCCCCAAAUACUCCCUGCCCAAGGACAUGCAUAUCGUGAGCACAGAUCAAGGUCAGGUUUUCACCGCUGUCCAGGAGUGGAACCAGAACGAUACCUACAACCUGUACAUAUCUGACACGCGUGGGGUAUACUUCACCUUGGCCCUGGAAAACGUCAGGACCAGCCGUGGCCUUGGAGGCAACAGCAUGAUCGACCUUUACGAGGUAGCAGGGAUUGAAGGUAUGCUCCUCGCUAACAGGAAGGUGGAGAACCAGGUGAAGACGUACAUUACUUAUAACAAGGGCAGAGACUGGAGGCUUUUGCAGGCGCCCCCUACUGACCUGGCAGGAAAUCCCAUUCAUUGUGUGCUGCCGUUUUGCUCGCUGCAUCUACAACUGCAGAUGUCAGAGAACCCGUACCUCUCAGGCUCCAUCUCCACUAAGAGCUCAGCGCCGGGAGUCAUCGUGGCUACAGGAAAUAUUGGCUCUGAGCUGUCUUACAAUAAUGUGGCGAUGUUCAUUUCAUCAGAUGCAGGCAAUAACUGGAGACAGAUCUUUGAGGAAGAGCACAACGUGUGGUUUUUGGACAAAGGUGGAGCUUUGGUUGCCGUGAAGCAGCCCACUGUGCCCACUAGACAUCUUUGGAUCAGCUUUGAUGAGGGUCGUCAGUGGACGCGUCACAGUUUCUCAGCCAUGCCGCUGUUUGUGGAUGGUGUUCUGGUGGAGGCAGGUGCAGAAAAUCAGAUCAUGACGUUUUUCGGACACUUCAGUCAUCGUUCUGAAUGGCAGCUUAUUAAAAUUGACUACAAGGCCAUAUACACCAGAAGGUGCACAGAGGGAGACUACCAAACUUGGCACCUGCAUAACCAGGGUGAGCCAUGUAUAAUGGGUCAAAAGCAGAUAUACAUGAAACGUCGUCCCGGAAACUACUGCAUGGUGGGAUGGGACAACUCCAGGAUCUUGUCUGCAGAACCCUGCAUCUGCAGAGCACACGACUUUGAAUGUGAUUAUGGUUUUGAGAGAAGAGGGAUUGGAAACUGUCUGCCUGCAUUUUGGUUCAACCCUUCUACAUUGUCUCGAAGCUGUAGCCAAGGACAAAACUACCUCAACAGCACUGGGUAUCGUAAAGUGGUUGCGAAUAACUGCACGAAAGGAGUGAAGGAGAUGUACACAGCCAGGAAACAGCAGUGUCCGUACCGCCCCCCAAGAGGUUUAGUUCUGACGACCCGUGACGAUAAACUCACAGCCAACAUGGGCAGCAAUGUGACCUUCCUGGUGCGGCUCGAGGAGGGCGACUCUAUGAGGACAAACAUUCAGCUGGAUUUUGGAGACGGUACGGCUGUGUCCUACUCCAACCUGAGCUGGACGCAGGAGGGCAUCAGACACGUGUACCACAGUGCUGGGAUCUUUAGAGUAACAGCGCAGGCGGAGAACAACCUCGGGUUCGACACCUCAUCCCUCUACCUGCAUGUGACAUGCCCUGUAGAGCAUAUUCAGCUGCUGGCUCCAUAUGUGGUCAUUAAGAAUAAGGAGGUGAACUUGACGGCAGUGGUCUGGCCUUCUCAUUUCAGAACGCUCACCUAUUUCUGGUGGCUGGGGAACAACACGGAGCCCAUAAUUACGUUGGACAGCAGUGUUUCCCACACGUUCGGCACUGAGGGCAUGAUCACCGUCACUGUUCAGAUCUCGUCAGGAGACUCUAUACUACAGGACACCAGAAGCAUCACCAUACAAGAAUUCUUCAAAUCGCUUCUUUUAUCUUUCUCUCCGAAUCUGGACGAGGCCAACCCUGACAUCCCGGAGUGGAGACAGGAUGUGGGUCGGGUAAUUAAGAAGGCUGUUCUCCAAGUUGCUGACAUUCCAGAAGAGCAGCUGCUGGUGGCCGUGUUUCCAGGCAUUCCGACUGGCGCCGAACUCUUCCUGCUUCCUCCUCCUAGGAACCAAUCGGAUGGCAGGAAACAGACCGAGGAGGAUCUGGAGCAGAUCUCAGAAAUCCUGGUUAAUGCACUGACUCAGGUCUCUGUGGAGUUCGAGUUGAAACCUGGCUCCCGGGUCAUCGUUUACAUCACGCAAUUAACUUUAGCUCCACUGGUUGACUCCAUCCCGAGACACAGCAGUUCUGCUAUGCUGAUGCUUCUGUCUGUGGUGUUUUUGGGUUUAGCUGUAUUUCUUAUCUACAAAUUUAAGAGAAAAAUCCCCUGGAUUAACAUCUACGCGGAGGUGAACCAUGAGAAAGAGCAGGAGAUGAUCAGUACGGUGGGCCAGAAUGACGCCACACCAAAAAUCAGUGAGUUCUCCACCCAGAAAGAACUGAUGGAGAAAGAGCUGGAGGCCCGUGCCAAACGCGGUGUGAUCAACACCUGUGAAAGCACAAGGGAGAUCCCGAACUGCACGAGUGUCUGAAAACUUCAGGAAAGAAGCUGGAGGCAUAUUGUAAUAAUGUGUACAGAGGUAUCACAAUUUUAAAGGUUGACAGUUUUCCUUUUUUGCUCUUUUUGUAAUUUCAAAACACUGUCAUUGUUAAUAGUUUUCUAAGGAGUUCGGAUGUGCAUGGGUGUCUUGUUUGUUAUGAUCUGUGUGGGAUAUAAGGAUCGACUUAAACUGUACAAGUUGCUGAAAACAUUUUUUGGUUGAGAAAUGAGGAAAAUUUGCCAACAUUUGAAAUUCCAAAAGUUUUGUUCUGAAUAUUACAGAGCAAUGAGCAUAGUGGAAAAUUGGGAGGAAAGCCACUACAUCGGGUUUUCCCAGUGCAUUUCCUUUGAAUGUUAUUGAAUUUGUUAGCCUGGGUCAGAUGGGUUUUUCCAGAUUGACAUUGUGGGGGAAAAAAGUGACUUUUAGUAUCAAACAAUUGUGAUUUUUUUGGGGUCAGAACUUAUUUAUGCCAAGUUGGUUUAACUGUUCAAACUAAUUUUUCACACAUUGUGAAGAGUACAUUUAGUGUCUAUAUUCAUUUUGGGGUUUUUAAUCUCUUCAGUAGGUCAUGUCAUUUUUAUAUUUGUUAUAACUGAGGGAACAAAAUUGCAGCUGAAGCAUGCAAACAAGCCAACAAUGUUUAUAUACCCCUCUAUAUUACAGCUUUGCCUUCAUGUGAGCAAUUCUACACUGCGAUCUUCUAAAUUGGUGGUUUUUGAAACAUUUCAACUUUUAAUUACACAUUUCUCUUGCCUAUCUAGCCUUCACAUAAAGGUGAAGAGAUGUGGACUCAAAUGUGAACUUUUCAGUCCAGAUGUGAGAUUCCUUUCCAAAAGCACUGUGAUAAAAUGUCAAUUUGGAGGCAAGCUUUUUGUACAGUACCUCUACAAAGCAGGAAUAUAACUAUUAAGAAUCACGUCUCUAUAGCAAAGCUUUUUUUUGGAGCUCAAAUUUAGUUAAAAGUCCAUGAAAUAUCAAACGUUGAGAAUGUUUUGUGGAAUAAAUCUCUUGAUAUACAACCAUAGACACAAAAGAGCUUGAUAUUUUUCUGGAAAAUGUUAUAAAUCUAACAUGCCUUCAGAUAAAUGUAAUUUCUUGUAAGCUCCUCAUAUAUACUGUCCAUGUGUAUUCCACAAGUUUUUUUUUUUUUUUUUUUUUUU
Molecule: messenger RNA, 5042 nt
Organism: Carassius auratus (goldfish)
Lineage: Eukaryota; Metazoa; Chordata; Actinopteri; Cypriniformes; Cyprinidae
Gene: sorcs3a
Product: sortilin related VPS10 domain containing receptor 3a
Exons: 27
Coding region: 148-3873 (1241 amino acids)
Cellular component (GO): membrane
Molecular function (GO): protein binding
Source: RefSeq, a predicted model, not a curated record